Messenger RNA from Rhizoctonia solani, 1200 nucleotides. RefSeq names its product mycorrhiza-upregulated peptidase C14. Lineage: Eukaryota; Fungi; Basidiomycota; Agaricomycetes; Cantharellales; Ceratobasidiaceae. The transcript is spliced from 4 exons. The coding region runs from base 1 to 1200 and encodes 399 amino acids. The record is from RefSeq and is a predicted model, not a curated record.
AUGGGAGACGAGGGGCGGGGAUAUUUUACUGCAGUACUUCUCGAUACACUUCGAAAAAGCCGGGUAGAUAAUAUCACUUACGAGAACUUGCUGAAAGCAUUGCCGUUAAUAUCUUCGCAGUCUCCUCAUUGCUAUGGCCGAAACAAGAGUCGUAUUCUAUUCGACUCCCGCCUUGAUGUACAAACUAGGGUCUUCAUACCAGUCGUCUGUGACCUCGAGGAUGAUUCUUGGAUCCUACAGUUGCAGGCUGGUGAUGAAUCAGGCGUAACCGAGGAUUCGGUGUGGGAUCUACAUGAAACGGCAACAGAGGACUCUGUUCCACGCGCAAGAGUUGUUGCGGACUUUCCGGAUAUCGGGACUACGCUUUUGAGUCUCGGUAACAGGCAAGAUGAAAUGUGGCUAGAUAAACUGGCGAGAGGGGCACCGAGACAUACCAAAAUACGGGUAUAUGCGCGGCACCUACAUGCUGGACAGGAUACUGUGCUGCGAGUAUGGUGCCCCGUCCAGAGCCUUCGCGACCUGCUUCGCCCACAUAAUGCAGCAUCAAAUACGAUUAAUGAGCUAGAUUUCUACUCAAGAACGGCCAAACCGGAGGUCGUCUUUCGUUUGCGCAACCCAAUUGCGGAGACGUAUGGCAUUUCGGAGCUCAAAUAUCGCAAGCCUGCGUCCAGAGAGGAGAUAGAAACAGUGCUGUUUGCCGCCGCAAAAUGGAGAUGGCACCUCGAACGAACAAACCGGUAUCCUCAGAACCGGUCACCUCAAAUCGACCCCAUGACGAUGAUGAGGAUAGCCACGAGAGUGAGGGGGAAGCGAGAGUACCUCGAUAAGCCCGUAACUAUGCCAGCCCAGAGGGGGAUGAUCGAGUUUGUAGCAAGGGGAAAUGAUUUGUAUGGCGUUGAGUUGAUCAGUCGCUCAAAGUUACCACUAUACAUUAGAAUGUUUUAUUUCGACGCGACAGACUUCUCGAUUGGUGACAUGUUUGGACAAACUGUUGCUAAUGGUGCUGAGGAUGCAACAAUCCCUGUAGGUGGAAAGAUAGUGAUCGGGGAUGGUCGAGAUGGGGGUUCCCCGCUGAAGUUUGGUGUUUCGCCCGAAAGUAGGGCUGAACUUGGCUAUCUGAAGGUUUUUUGGUCCACUAUUCCGCUUGAAGUCAGCGAUAUGGCUCAGAAGUCGCCUUCAAAAUGCGCCCUGGGUCUAUAG